GCGCACGAAUUAAUUCAUGGACCCCUACAUAUUGGUAUAGUCCCAUUUGCUUUCAUUGUAUCAGACAGUUGACUUUCAAUUUCACUUAUUUUAUAAACUAUCCCGAAACCAGGAUAAAAUCGAGUCGCAGACGGGAGUCAUUCAGGCUUUAAACAUUAAAUUUGCCAGCUGUCAAGACAGACCAGACUAUGGCGUUUCAGAUGUCAAAACUUGCUGCUCGUGUUUCACUCUCAAAAAGUGUUGGGUUCAUAUCUAGCGCUGAAAACAGAUGGCCGAGUCAUCUCAAUUUCAUCAGCAGACUUGCACAUCGCUCCUUUCAUGCACUCUGCAGCGAAGGCAGAGGUUCUGCAAGUAUCAAAGUGCUGCCCUCCCGGGGGGUCUUACUUAAAGCAGACAGGUGGGAGAAGGUUUCCACAGCCUCAAAGUCACUCCACUGGCAGAGUGGAGGGGCCGUUAAGCCACAGCGAGCCACCAUGGUUGUCCUAGGCGCCGUGGGAAUCUCGGCUGCGUUGUUGGCGUCUCUGAGCACGAGCACACUGCACGCUAUGAGCUCGCGGCCCGACCUGAACCUGGACUCGGAGAGCAGUGACUGGAAAGAGGCAAAGAAUAAACUUUGCUCCCUGGAUAAGGAGAAGAGGAGGGAAAUGUACAGGGUUGACUUCAUUCCUCUGGAGAAGAUUCCUGUCUGGAGUCCAUCAGGUGACUCCUCUUGUAAGCCUCAGUACAAAGUCAAUGAAGAGUUGAAUAAGAAAAUAUCCCUCUUCAGUGGUGACAUCACAAAACUGGAGAUCGACGCGAUUGCCAAUGCAGCUAACAAGACACUUCUGGGUGGAGGAGGAGUGGAUGGUGCCAUUCAUCGUGGGGCUGGUCCUCUGUUGAGGAAGGAAUGUGCCACUCUAAAUGGCUGCGAAACGGGGGAGGCCAAGAUCACUGGAGCCUACGGUCUGCCUGCAAAAUAUGUUAUUCACACCGUGGGGCCGAUAGUCCACGGUUCAGUGGGGGAGAGAGAGGAACAAGCGCUGAGAAACUGUUAUUAUAACUGUCUGCACACAGCAACUAAGAACCACCUGCGGACUGUGGCAUUCCCCUGCAUCUCUACUGGGGUAUACGGAUACCCGCCUGAUCAAGCAGUCAAAGUUGCCCUGAGAACAGUGAGAGAAUACCUGGAGCAAAAUCACGAGAAGCUGGACCGGGUCAUCUUCUGUGUGUUUCUGAAGUCUGACAAAGAUCUCUAUGAAACAAUGUUGUCUGCAUACUUCCCAGAAGGCUCACCGCCAAAGAGCAAAUUAUGAGAGGAUGUCAUAGUUGCUGUGGAAACGCCACACAACCUGGUUUUCCGCCACAUCACUGUCUCACUUUUACCUGAUGCAGCCCCUACAAGCAACAACAGCUGCCUGACACCACCUGAUUUAUUCAUAUCACCAAACUAGCGCUACAUGGAUUUCUGUGAUUGGUAUCAGCUUCAAGUUAGCAGUCAUACUGCUAUUGGAUUUGUGUUAAUAUUGAUAACAAUGUAUGCUUAUAAGUGGUAGAUCACACAAAAAUUAAAAUGCUGUCACUUAA
Ctenopharyngodon idella (grass carp) is the source of this 1563-nucleotide messenger RNA. It is a transcript of the gene macrod1, whose product is annotated as mono-ADP ribosylhydrolase 1. Bases 189 to 1292 code for a protein of 367 amino acids. Gene Ontology annotation, biological process: DNA damage response; peptidyl-glutamate ADP-deribosylation; purine nucleoside metabolic process. The record is from RefSeq and is a predicted model, not a curated record. NCBI's taxonomy places the organism in Eukaryota, Metazoa, Chordata, Actinopteri, Cypriniformes, Xenocyprididae. The transcript has 10 exons. Gene Ontology annotation, cellular component: nucleoplasm. Gene Ontology annotation, molecular function: ADP-ribosylglutamate-[protein] hydrolase activity.